GUACAUAUAUACAUAUACAUAUAUAUGAAAGCAACAGGGAGAAAGCUUUACAAAAUUCAAAAACGAAAGAAAAGGAAGCGAGAGCAGCAGAGUGAUGUAGCGGCAGCGUACGAACGCACACGCGCCAUCCAGUUGAAUAUAGCUUUGUGCGAUGGGUCGAUAACGCGCAACUCUCUCGCUCAUCGCAGUCAGCGAUGCCACGCUGUGGCCCCCCUAAGCCGAGCUUUCCUCCUCAUUCCGCCGUAAGCCCGCACUCUGGCACAUCCACCAGCCACCAGGAACCGCAGCCACCUGCAUCAUUAUCAUCAUCAUCAUUAUCAUCAUUACCACCACCACCACUCACAAUCAUCAGUUUUAUCAUCACUAUCAAGUUUUCUUCAGCAUCAAAAAAAUCAGGAAACAACCACGAUUUUAGUAAAAAAAAAAGCUCCAAACCUGCAAUAUGAAUCAGUGCUCAAAGAAACAGUGUUGCAUUAUCGGCCCAAACAGGAACUGAAAGUAUGCGCGGCCCUCGCGUGACGGGAAGUCAUCCUGUCGCGUGCCGCGACCCAAGGCGGAAGUGCGACUAACAGGUUGUUGAUUCCUCACAAAAACCGGAAGUCAAAAUACUUCCAUUAUCUCAACAAAAAAUAUUCAGUGCUUUGAUAACAAUAACAAGUGUUGAUAACCAUCAAUUUUACAAUCCAAAUGUGUCACAAUAAUCAAUUAAGAAACAUUUUUCAAAAACCCUCCCAAACUCAACAUUCGAAGAUCAUCCGAAAAAUUGAUGAUGAUUAUAAAAAAAUGAUUCUAUUCUCGGUGGAUUCGAUGAUGGAUCGAUGAUGGAUCGAUGAUGGAUCGAUGAUGGAUCGAUGAUGAAUCGAUGAUGGAUCGAUGAUGAAGAAAAAGAAAUCAAGAAGCGGCAAAAAUCGGUUAACUAUCGCGUAGUGGUGCUAAAAAAACGAAUUAAAUGUCGACGUUUAAAAUGCGUCGGACGUCUCGCGACGGUAAAUUGUCAAAUUGUGUGUGUGUGUUUUAUUUUCUUUUAGCAAAAAUUAAUAAAAAGUUUUGAGGUGAAUUAUAUUAUUACCCCAAAUUUUUGAAAAAAAAAGAGGAACAGAAUAAAAAAAAAUAGUGGUGUGAAAAAAGAAGAAUUUUACUACAAAAAAAGUGUCUCAAGAGUCUCGACAUAUCCAUGUUUACGUAUAUUAUAUAUAUAUAUAUAUAGGGUGAAGUGUUCACUGACGCGAGUGUGAAUUUGUUGUUGAUGUUGUAUUAUAUAUAGUUGGCGUGUUCUUUCGCGCAGUGUCGUUGUGCUAUACCACUGGAAAACAUUAGUGUCCCACAGGAAAAUGAAGAGAUCCUCUUCCUUCUUCAUCUCAAGAGCGACAGCGGGCUAGUGGUCGCGGAUCCAAGUCGAGUGAACAGCAUGACAGCCAUUAACUCGGUAUGCAGUGAUCUUCGGUGUUUCAUUAUUGCGAUAGAAAAUGCUGUCGGGUCCGGUUGGGGAAGUGGGCGGCGUGAGGCUGCCAUUACAAUCAUUGCAUGGAUAUGGUUCAGUUUUCAUGUAUUCAGCCUCAACCAGCCCCGGUGGUGGAAAUGGCCAGGGGAGCGGAGGCGGAGGUGAAGUCACCCUCCGCCUCCGCGAACCUGAGGACAUUCCAGAAGAGGUCCUCGCUCGUCUCGAGGAUACAGCAACCCUAUCCAUCUCCCUUCAAGGCGAUGCUGUCCUUAGGUUAGGGGCGGCUAGUGCAGGAAACGGAAAUUUAGAAUUAUUCGAUAGUGAAAGUGGACCGGAUUUAACACUGUCGCCGCAAACUUUCACAUCAACGGCGGAGGCCUUCAUCAAUGACAAUAGCGACAGUCUUGGCGUGCCAGGUGACAACGAUACUGGGAGUAGUGAAGAGUCGAGAACGGGAGCUGGAGAUCCCGGAAAAUUAGGCGUUAAAAAAUCAAGGCCAAAAGCAUCCUCGCCAAAUCGGCAAGGUCCACAACAGUGCCAAGUAUGCGGCAAAGUGUUCAACAACGCAUCGGCGCUCACGAAGCACAAGCUGACGCACAGUGACGAGCGGAAAUACGUCUGCACGAUGUGUGGUAAAGCGUUCAAGCGGCAGGACCACUUAAACGGACACAUGCUGACGCAUAGAAAUAAAAAACCGUACGAGUGCAAAGCAGAAGGCUGUGGGAAGUCAUAUUGUGACGCAAGAAGUUUGAGAAGGCACACGGAAAAUCAUCAUGCCGGUAGUAAAGUUAAUGAGAGUAUUAGUCCAAGUAGUCCAACAACUGGACCACAUACGCCUAAUACACCGAACAGUAAUCCAAGUACUCCCAGCACACCAGGAGCACCGUCAAGUCAAAAUGGACAUGGACACACUGCACUCAAGCAGCUCCUUUCCUCCGAACCCACGCAAUCACAGCCGCACAAGAGUGCAACAGCUCCUGGUGCCAAUAACGAUGGUCUCACAAAACAACAACUUGAACUUAUUCAACAAAUUAUGCAGCAAACCCAACAGCAGCAACAACAGGCGCAACAGCAACAGCAUUCGCCAACACAACAACACAAUUCAACUUCAUCAAAUGGAAAUGGAACGAAUCAGAAGAUCAAUAAAUCAUCCGUUAAAUCGAGUAAUUCACCUGGAACGAUAUCCUCAUCCGGUAGUGGAAGUCCAAAGCCAAAGGUAUGGAAUCAUCAGCAACAACAGCAGCAAGCACAACAGCAAGUUCAACAACAGCAGCAGGCAAAUUCUCCCGGAAGCGGAAAUGGAGGGAAAGGAAGUCCGUCAUCUGGGAAUUCAUCGUCUCCCGGUACUGUGUCAGCAUCAAACAAGUCCCAGACUGAACCAAAACCGGUUGAAUGCAAUUUGUGCCAUCGGAAAUUCAAAAAUAUACCGGCUCUAAACGGUCACAUGAGACUACAUGGUGGCUACUUCAAAAAGGACUCUGAGAAUAAGAAGAGUGAGAAGAAGGAGGUCGUUGGACCACCGCUUCAAACAGCGUCCGUCAGUGUACGAGCGUUGAUCGAGGAGAAAAUUAUUCAGAAAAGAACCACUGCAUCAGAUGCAAAUGCAGCUCAAACGAGGUCAAAUGCUUCAGCAUUUAAUAAUCCCGAUAAUUCAACGUCACAUGUGGGAAAACCAAAUUUCGCUGUACCUGCACCACCACCACUUGCAAGUGGUGAGAAAACAAGAAGAUUAUCGGAUGGUGAUCAUUUUCGUCAACCCAAUGUCACAAUUACCGGACAUGUUUCGGUACAAAAACAACUUCAAGAAGCACAGACACAAGCUCAAGCACAAGCACUCGCUGAUUUAAUUCUAAAGGGAACGACAAAAAUGGCUGUUAAGAGAGCAACAUCUGAUCCUGGUCAGAGAGUACAGCUUGCUUAUCAAUCGCCAGUUCAAACGACAGCGAAUAAUUCAACAUCAAAUCAAAAUCAAACCCAAAUACAAACUGGAGUUACGGAUAAUUUUGCAAUGACUAGUGGAUAUUCGGAGGAUGGUGGUUAUUUUAGUCCUAGUUUACAAGACGAGGUAUUUCAACAAGUUACAGCCGUUCCAGACAAUGUAUUACUUCACGCAACACAACUGGAUUCAAUUCAGUUUCAAACAAGCGGCCUACUUCAGGAACAGGCGUCGAAUGAACAAUUACAGGACAUUGCGCUCGAAGAUCGAUUCUCGUCUCAACAUACAGUGAAUCCUGAUCUUCAGGCACUGGUCAAUUCACCGCUUCCUGAUUCACUCGCUGAAUUUAGCACCUACGGAGCGCAAUUUACAGAGAGUCCGCACACAUUAGCGACACAAUCGCCUUUACCUUCGCCACUAACACGACACGAUAGUCCAAGUUUCACUUAUCCUACUCCACCGGCUAGUCAAGAGGGUCUUCUAUCAGGAACACUACCUCUCUUGAGUCCACAAGAAGAUCCCGAAGCCGUUCGUCCUGUUUCGUCACCUCUGUCUGCUGCAUUCUACACCACAACAAUGUCUUCCGCCGAAGCAGUUGAGGAAGCUCUCAGCGAAGUUCUUCCCGGUGAAUCGGAAGCUGAUGCCAAUCUUUAUGGUUCCGGUUCACCAAAUCCCCAUUCUCCACUACCAAGUCCUCCACCCUCCUCAGUCUCAUCUCCAGGACCAGGAAACUUUAAUUCCAAUUUUCCCGUCUCGCCCCAUCACCUACAAAAUCAAAUGAUGCCCAACUCUGAAGAUCCCCUACUGUCAUCAAGUCCAAAAGAUUUCACCGGCCGGCGGAAAGUUGAAUUUCAAUCCUACAAACUCAUCACAAGUCAAAAUCUCAUGGACUUUGGUCUUGGUAAUGGAAGUCUCGCUGGUAUUGUCGUUGACAAUAAUGGUGAAUUCAAACUCAUUCAAACUGCCGGUCUUCAAAAGGCGAACGUCUUCGUUCAAGCUGGUGCACUAAGUCCGGCUUUAACAUUCAGACAAGAAAUCCGACCCGUAAAUCCAAAAAUUGAAGGCAAUUUAAUUGGUAGUCCAGGAUUGAAUAAUCAAUUUCAAGGACAAGUGCAUCAGCAAGCAAUAAAUCCAGCCAAAUUUUUAAUUCAUUCAAAUCAAAAGAAUUUGAAGCAUAAAGCAAAUAGUUUACCAAUUCCAGUUGAACAGAUAAAGGAGGAAUUUGAUGAGGACGUUUUUCUAAGUCCAAGUAGUGUUUCAACUGAAAGUCCAGCGAGACAUUGUCGAAAGAGGCCGAGGCUCGAUAGUCAAGGAUUGAGUAGUUCACAUUCAUAUCCAUCGCGAUUAAGAAGAGCUUGUGAUCGACAUUGGGACAGUAGUUACACUCCGCCACCAAUUUUAAAUCCGUCAAGAUCCGGACCUGGAUUGUACGCUAGAUUACAUCAAUACGAGAGGGACUCGGAUUUUAGUUCCGACGAUUCACAAGGGAAUGAUGGUCCACCGCCUAGAAUUAAUAUUGGAACACGAUAUCAAGCGACGAUUCCAGCAUUUGGCUGUGAUGGCGAUAAAGGACGGGGCGUUCAAGAAGCCGAUCAUCUACUUUGGGAUCCUGGUAUAAAUGGAGUACUCACCGAAAAUGAAUUGGAGAUGUAUCUUCAGUUCGCGUGUUGUGCUGCUGUUCCAGGCGGUGGGAGAAACAAAGAAUAUGCCCUCCAUCUUCUACACAUGUGCAGAGGAAAUAUUCGCGAGGCGAUGCUGAAACUGAUGAGACCAACGUCAUCAUUACCAGCCGAUCAUCCUCUACUUAGUUACGUGUGUCACGAAUCUGACCGUUGGACACCCCAUGAAAUGGAUAUGUUUUAUCAAGGCCUGUUAAAGUACAACAAGGACUUCUCCGGAAUUUCACGGGAUAUUGGAAGUAAGUCCACGAAACAAUGCGUGCAAUUCUACUACCUCUGGAAAAGACUCUGUCCCGAUGAGUACAAAAGGCUACGGGCACGUCAUGGAAAACCAAAGAUCAAAAUUGAAAUUAAAGACAAAGACUUUAAAGACACCAAGGAGCUUCGCGAUGCAAUUGCUUCCGUCACCGAAAUGGAUUUCAGUGAAGAGAAAUCAAUUCUGCAUCGAACAUUGUUACAGACAAACGAAAGGGAAAGUUCAGCAACUUUAACAACAAGUGAUGGUGAAUUAAGGUUAUUCGCCUACGACUGUCCAGAGAGCUUUAGCGGAAGUGUAACAGUAAUGAUGCAGGCCGGAAGCACCCAAACCGCCAAAGUCGGCAAAACUUGCCACGCCACAGUCAACACCAACUCACAAACUCACACUAGUUCUGAGCAACAUCUACCCGUGCCCACCCCACUUCACUACCCCUGCAAGAUUUGCGGGAAAGUUUUCAACAAAGUGAAAAGCAGAAGUGCCCACAUGAAAUCACAUCGGCCGUUGCCCUGUCCAGAUUCAACGGCACAGGAAUCUAAGAGGCCAAAUCAAAAUCAUCAUAAUACAAGUCAAAAUUCACAAAAUACGCAGGGCUUGCAGCAGAAUUUGCAUCAGCAGACCCAGGGCAAUACCCUACCUCAAAACUUCAAUGGCUGCGAGAGCAGUAUUCAAAACUCGACUCAAUUAUGGCACAACCCCACGAGACUAAGGCCUCCAUAGUCCAAGACUUCAGGCCCAAUGGAACUAAUGUUACCUUUAAUACAGGCUGUUAUGAUAAGGUAGAAACGUCCACUGGACAAGAUUUUUUUAUAAAUCGCGACCGUGUUUCUGCUGCCCCCCCCAAAAAAAAAGGAAGAGACAAAACUUCCUCAAAAUAAAAGAAUAUAACCUAAAAUCUGUGCCAAUCCUUAAGGAAAGACAAGAAAAAAAUAAACUGCAAAAGCAAAACUAAAUAAUUUCAUAAGUAUUUAGAAAAAUCUAUAAGGUAGCGCAAAAUUCGAAGAGAUUCCUGUUUAGCGCGUAAACAGGGUAUGGCGUUCUGGUCAUUGAAAAAAAAAAAUUUACGUAGAAAAAUGAUUAAAAAAAAGAAAUUGAAGUGGGCGACUUCGAGGUCACCUUGAAGGCACAUCGAGUUUCAAAUGGCCUAAGGAACAAGAUCACACACACAAAAAUACACACAGAAGAAUAUAAAUUUAAAAAAUGCGACGAUUCUAGCAUGUUUCAAUUGUUCCGCAUGAUUAUUAUUAUUAUAUUGAGAAAAAAAAAUCGCGCAUAUCGUCUCUAAGUCCUCUUAUAGUAUGUGAGAUCAUCUAAGAAUGUGCCACAAGAUAAAUUACUCUGUUACCUGUUGCGUCUUUUUAUCGUUCUUUCGAUUUUUUUGUUUGUUUAUAUAUAUAUGUAUACACUUUUCAUAUUUUCUUUUCAAAACUUGCAGCGUAUAAUUAUUCCAUUAUCUGAGAAAAAAAGCCAAUCGGGUAUUUCAAAAAUCUUUCAAAGGAAAUAUUUUAUUUGAAAAUAACCUCAAAAUAUGCAUCAUGUGCUUGACAAUACUCUUUUCUUCCGAAAAUAAUUUAUUUGUUACUCCUAAACGAUCCUUUUGUGUCUUCCUAAAGUUUAUUGUUUUACUCUAACUAAAUGCAAACUUUGCAUUAUUUUUUUUUAUUCUUUGGAACAAAUUUUUGAACUAAUAAUACUUUGGAAAAAAAAACUUUUUCAAACUUUUGAUUCCCUAACCUAAAAAAAUACUUAUUUUUUCAACAUUAAUUAAAAAAGGAUUUAUAGACCUUUUCAUUUAAGGAAGGAAUCUGUACUGCGCAAGCGCGGAAUAUAUAUAGAACUUCCGACAAAGUUUCGAGCACUUUUUGUACAAAAUGCACAGUGCCAAUAGUGAAAAGUAAUUAAAAAAUAUUACUAAUAAAUGUAGAAAAAAAAAAAUUAGCGUGUAUUAAAAAUGAGCAGUAUCCCUGAGAAAAAUAAUCCACAAAGGAAAAAAAUUGAUGCACAAAAGAAAUGUUGUUUUGGGAAUUGCAAAAGUGAUACUCGUUGCAAGUCUUAUUUGACUGAAAAUUAUUACUUUAUUUCUUUCCGAAAACCUUUUAACAUUUAGAAAAUGAAAUAUUAGGAAUGAAAAUAUUCGAAGUAAUUGCAAAACUUGUCAAGUAUAUCGAAAAUGAGACCUUUGGGUAAGGUUAUGUUCAUAACAUAACAUAACCUUAUUUACAUGUAAACAAUAUAGACUUUUUUACCCUUUAAACACUGACUUCGGCUUUAUAACCAUAUUUUUAAUUGACAGACAGUAUUUUUCUCUACCUGUUCAAACAUUAAUUUUGCUUCUGGAAUAUCAUUUUCAUCGAGUUUUUUAUUUGAAUUGUUAUUAGCACAAUAUACAUUCUGACACAAAGUUGCUCGAAAAUUUUCAAAUCGCGCCGGCUGUCAUGGCGUAGCUUCAACUUCCGGUCUUAAAUGAAAAGGUCUAUUUGAAUAAAAUAAUCAAAUGUUUUAAAAAUCAAACUGAAUUAUCUUUCUAACCUACAAAUAUUUCUCGAAGUACUCACCUCGUGUUGUGCGUCUUGUUCACUUUCGUUGGGAAUUACUGGGAAUCACCGGGAAUAGUUCGUGUGAAGUAAAGCCCCAAGCACAAUAACUUCAUGAACAACGAAACUUAAGGCCUGAGCACAAUUGCUUCGCGUACGUAAAGCCUGAGUUCAAAAAAGAACAGAAAUAUAUUCGUUUCUUUUUCUAUCUCAUGCUUCACGUUCGCAAAACUAUUCUGCUUCGGCCUUAAUGCACAAGACAAAAGAAUAAAAAUAAAUUUGUGUCCUUUUUCAUCUCAUGCAAACUAUUGUGCCUAGAGCUCUAACAAAAAAAUGCACUCGAGUCAUCAAGCAUUAAAAAUUAAAACCAUCUAUACCUCCGAAUGGUUUUUUUUCCCCCGAUAAAACGAAUACUUAAAAAUUCGCCAAUAGUUUUGAUACUUGUUGCACGUUUAUGUGAAAAAAAUACGUUAUUUAGAUAUUUAGACAUAUAAUAGUUAGAAAAAGCGGCAAAAAUUUGUUGUGAUCGUCUGAAAAAAAAUUCUCUUUUUUUUUGUUAAAACUCUAAAUAACAAAUUUGAGAAUAUUUCACGAAUAUUAAAAAAAAACAAUGCACAAUGUUGCAUUAUAGAUAAAUGGAUGUAUUUUAAAAUUAUGUAUAUCUUUAGGCGGUGAUUUUUCUAAGAAACACGCGCAAAAAGAAAAUUAAUUUAAAAAAAAAUUCGUUGUUCAAGUUUUCACGGACGAAUCAAAAAAAGAAAAAAAAAAAAAAAUAAUGUCGAGAUGCGAGCUAGAUAAUUAUCUCAAUAUUAUUAUUAUUAUUAUUAUAUAUAAUCGGUUUAAGAAGAACUUAUUUCAAAAUCACUACGUGUACAUAAUACUGUGUACAUGCUUGUACAUAUAUUUGAAUGUCUAUACGUACAACUAAAAAGUGUAUUUUAAUGCUAAUUAGAUAGAAUAUAGAUUGUUGUAGAAGGGAUCUAUAUAUAUACAAACAUUUAUUAUAUAUUAAUAGGUAUAUAUAUAUAUUAUACACAUUGCUUGGUUUUUUCUACCUUACUCAAGGAGUCUACGUGGUGAGACUCUUGCAAAAACAAUAAAUAAAUUCGCUCUCUUCUAUAUUAUAAAAUACACAUAAAUAUAUUUUAUUAUUCAUAUCUUCUCACUUUUGUAAUUUUUAAAAGAAAUUUCUAGAUCUAUACUCAAUUUUUGCAAUCCUUUCAAGAUUAUAUUCGUUUCGAAGGUUAUAGAAUUUUUUUUUUCAAGUAUUUAGAAAAAUAUUACACUGAUGAUUUCUUUUCUCCUGUUUUUUAAAUGGAGGCAAACAGUUGAUUAUGGAUUGUAAAAGAAAUAUUGGGAGUUUGUCACAAAAUUUUUUUUUCGUUUUUUUAAAAAUAAAAAUAUGUAACAGUUUAUGUUUUUUAAAAAAUUCUUCUUCUUAUAUGACUUUAGGCUGUGCCAACUGUCAGAACUGUAUUUUUUUUUUUUUUUUUUUUUAAAUAAAAAAAAUUGCAUUUUGUCUUAAACAGAAUUUUGAGGUUAUGUUUUGUUAAAUCGAGUCAGGAAUCGAGUCAGGACAUAGUAAAGGCACUUUUACAAUAAACAUUGAAAAUCGAAAAUUAUAAAUCGACAACUCCCGAUAUAAUUUUCCAUCCUGUCAAUAAAUUGUCCAUUACCUUUUACUUUGCAAAUUGACAAUAUUUCUGUCGCUAUUUUUUAAAUACACUGAGAUAACAAUAUUUUUAUAAGAGUGUUACACCUACUGCAAAAAAAAAUUUAUAACCUCAAAACGUUUUAAAGAAAAAAAAAAGGUUGUGAUAUCUCAUGCAUAACUGUUGUGUAUUUAAAUUAUUUUAUUUUAAGAUAUAUAAGUUUUCCUCGUUUAUAAAUUUUCCAAUAAGUACAUUGUAAGGUAAAAAUAAUUUUUAAAUUUCAUGCGGCUCAAAAUAACAACUUAAGAAUGUAAAAUAUCAAAUGUUUCCUAUUAUUAAAAAAAAAGAAAAGAAAACUAAAUUGUUAUUCAAGAGAUUUACCAAUCGUAGACACUGCGUAAUUUUACCAUGAAAAAAAACUAUUGUUAUUCAUUGUUACUGCUCUCCUUUUUAUCGACUUUUGCCAUAUUGAAAAUAAAUCACGCUAUAUACAUUUUAACUUUCUAACUUUUUCUCGACUUAUUAAAAAAAAUAUAUAUAUAUAAAUAAAAUAAGCGGUGAGUGACGCGGGAAUGACGCUCAAAAAAAAAAAUGUUAAAUAUCACGCACACUAUUUUCUUUUUUUCUUUAAUACAAUAUGGUGACUUUUUUUUCUAUAAUUAAAAAAGAAUUUCGAAUAUGUCGAACGUCGAUGAUUUCUGCGAAUGUGCUAUUAUUAAGUUUAAUUAGAGGGAAAAAAAACCUUUUUUUGUAAAAAUUUCUCUUUGCGAAAAUUUAAGAUUAAGGGCAUGUUAAAGUUGUUCCCGUGCGGCUUCUUCUUUCACAUGGCCUUAAGAAAAUAAAGGUCCGGCCACAAUUUUUUUUUCAAAUAACGGGUCAAAAAAAAAGUGAAAUUAAAGUCUCCGUUAUGGAAAAUAAAUUUUCUUUUCCCGCCUAGAAGAGAGUUCCUUUAUUUCACUUUCUUAUGAGAGAGAGAGAGGGGGGGGAAGAAACUUUUUCGUACAUAAAAAAUUGACGUGAAAAUCGUAUACUAUAAACAGUCUCCAGCGCUAAAAAAAAUCUUAUAAAUAUAGUGUUCUCUAAUUAAAAAAAAUUACUAAUAUAAGAAAUCUACGAAGAAUUUCGAGUUUUUAUAUUUAUUAUACCUAGUUUGUUUCUAGAGAUUAAUAGGACUUGUUAUUAUACUAAUUCCAGAAAAGAAAAAAUUUCUCGGAAUAUAGAAAAUAUGCAAAACAAAAUUAGCAGACAUAUCAUUUAAGACAAUACACUUGUUAAGGAAACUAAGUUUCUACUUAAAAUAUAAUUAUUAUCAAAUAUAAACUCUAAUUCUUAAAAAAAAAAAAUGAGAAAAAAGAAAAUCUCAACAAUGUAGAUAAGUAAAAAAAAAGAAUCGCUUCCCAUCGAAUCCAGAAGUGCUUAAAAAAUUAACAUUCUUUGCUCCCUGUCAAUGACUGAACUUCUUGUCGAUUUUUCUUUUCUCUCUUCAUUUUUUCGUCAAGAAAUAUAUAUAUAUAUAUAUAUAUAUAUGUGUAUACAUUUCUUUAUGUAUAUAAGACAGGGAGCACUUCCGGUGCUCUCAAUUCUUCAUGAAAAAAAAAAUUGCAUUUUCUGGGUUAUGAGAGCGAUUACAUCGAGGCGCUGGAGGCUGUCAAGAAUUAUUGUAUAUGUGGAGAUGAGAAACAAGAAAAAAAAAAUCUUGUCAAAAGAUUUAUUAUAAAAACGAAGCAAUGAAAAAUCGUAAAACGAAGACACGCAUGAAUUGUACAAACAAGUCCCUCCACGUCACAAAAAGAAAAAAAAUUAAUAAUAUAUAUAUAUAUAUAUGGAGAAUAUAUAUACAUAUAAAUAUAUUUAACAAACUAAAAUAAAAAUACAAAAAAAAUGGUAAAUAUGUGAUGUAUUUAAAUGGUAUGUGGUAUAUGGUAUUUCGUAUUUGUACAUAGGCGGACCCGUGCCAUCAACUAGUGAGUUGUACCGAUUAUUUUCUUUUAAUUUUUAUUUCUAUGCUAAUUAUUUUAUUUAAUUCAUUUGUUUUGUUUGAAAAUUAUUGUUACUUGAAGCACUGCAAAAACUGCCGAUUAAAAUGCAAUUUUAAUUAUUAUCUUAAUUUUUAUAAAUCCAGGGAAAAAAGUGAAUAAUUUCUGUCCUAGGGAGUAAAACGGCUUCUUUUCACCCUAGGGAAUAAAAUGCCUCUUUUUCUCUCUAGUGUGUUAAAUGAGCUCUUGUCACUUCAGUGUCAACAUUUUUGCUCUGCGUUACUAUUAUUUAUUAUUAUUAUUAUUAUAAUUAUUACAAUUAUUAUUUAUUAUAA
This is a messenger RNA of Leptopilina heterotoma, 11809 nucleotides long. RefSeq lists its product as uncharacterized. Gene Ontology annotation, cellular component: histone deacetylase complex; transcription regulator complex. Gene Ontology annotation, biological process: regulation of transcription by RNA polymerase II; negative regulation of DNA-templated transcription. Gene Ontology annotation, molecular function: transcription corepressor activity. The record is from RefSeq and is a predicted model, not a curated record. Bases 1467 to 6032 code for a protein of 1521 amino acids. Lineage: Eukaryota; Metazoa; Arthropoda; Insecta; Hymenoptera; Figitidae. The transcript has 19 exons.